This is a messenger RNA of Aethalodelphis obliquidens (Pacific white-sided dolphin), 1382 nucleotides long. It is a transcript of the gene MAGEF1, whose product is annotated as MAGE family member F1. Gene Ontology annotation, cellular component: nucleus. Lineage: Eukaryota; Metazoa; Chordata; Mammalia; Artiodactyla; Delphinidae. Gene Ontology annotation, biological process: negative regulation of transcription by RNA polymerase II. The record is from RefSeq and is a predicted model, not a curated record.
AUGUUGUAGAAACCAGAGAGCGGGGUCUGUCUCCCUAUCCCUCGGGCGGAGGGGGAGAUGGAUGGUGGCCACGACAGUGAGACCCAGGCCCUGACCGCCUCGCAGGAGGUGGCCCCGAGCCCCCUCCUGCAAGAGAGCCUCGAGGAGGACCUUGGUGCUGUAAGGGAGGAGGAGGCUGCGGAGCCCUCCAACCCUGAAAGUGCGAGGGCUUUGGCAGCCAAAACCUUGGCCCGGCGCGAGGCCCGUCUCCGUCUGGAUCAGACGGUGGCCGAGUUGGUGCAGUUUCUGCUGGUGAAGGACAGGAAGAAGAGUCCUAUCACCCUCUCCGAGAUGGUGAAAUACAUUAUCAGAGACUUAAAGGAUCUGUUCCCUGAGAUCAUCGCAAGGGCCGCAGAGCAUCUGCCGUAUGUCUUUGGUUUCAAGCUGAAACAGCUUGACCGCAAGCACCACACUUAUAUCCUGACCAACAAACUAAAACCUCUUGAGGAGGAGGGAGGAGAUGGCCCCAGACUGGGUCUUUUAAUGAUGAUGUUGGGCUUUAUCUACAUGAAAGGUAAUAGCGCCAGGGAGGCACAGGUCUGGGAGAUGCUGUGUCGGUUGAAGGUGCGUCCCUCAAAGUAUCACCCCCUCUUUGGGUGCCCGAGGAGGCUUAUUAUGGAAGAUUUCGUGCAGCUGAGAUACCUCAAUUACCGGCUUGUUUCUCACACCAAUCCACCGGCAUGUGAAUUCUCUUGGGGUCCCCGAAGCGACCUGGAAACCAGCAAGAUGAAAGUCCUGGGGUUCGUGGCCAAGCUCCAUAAGAAAGAACCCCAACACUGGCCAGUGCAGUACCGUGAGGCCCUGGCAGACGAGGCUGACAGGGGCAGUGUGAGGGCUAGGGCCAGGGCUAAUGCUAAUGCUGGGGCCGGCAUCCACCCCUGGUGAGGGCCAGCCAGAGGUGGGGCGGGGGGAAGUUGGGUAUAAAAGCUACUGUCUGAGUCAUAAGUAGACUAGGUGGGGAGAAGGUCGUUAUUUCUAUAGCAGUUGUAUUUGUGUAACUAGGAUUUAGGUUUUGUAUCUUGGUAAGUUUUGUUACGUUUAAUACACUUAAAUUCAUGUUUAUAAAUGAGAUUGGUCUACUUUUUCCUGUAGGAUUUUGUUGUAGAGUUUUGCUGCUUUUGUAAAAUUAAUUGAAAAACUUUACAUUUUAUUCUGUGAUCUUGAACAAAUUAUGCAGCACUGAAUGCUAUACUUAAAUGGUUUGAAGGAACUCACCAGUAUGAUGAUCUGGUACCAGGGAAAAAUAUAGCUGAUUGGUAUCUAGCUUUCCAACAGUUUUUGUCUACUGUGCAAAGAAAAAAGACUGACAUUUAACUCUGUUUGCUUAGUUAUUGUAGUAGCUG